Messenger RNA from Tinamus guttatus (white-throated tinamou), 1875 nucleotides. NCBI's taxonomy places the organism in Eukaryota, Metazoa, Chordata, Aves, Tinamiformes, Tinamidae. The record is from RefSeq and is a predicted model, not a curated record.
AUGUGCGAUGCGAAGCGCAGCCCUGUCGGGUCCCUCCUUGCCGUGUGGGACCGCGAUGUCACGGUAAGGAGCGAGUCCCCGCCGGGGCCAGGGGCAGCCCCGGGUACUCGUCCUGUCCCCGCGAGCUCAAAUGCGUCGCCAGGACGGGCAGGAGCGACGCGGGACUGGGAAAUAAGCGGCUUCCAGGAGCAGUUGCGGGGGGUCCCGGGAUGCGCUCUCGCCUUGUGCCCCUCGCGGCUUCGGCGAGCGCGUCCCCGCUGCAAAGUUGCCCCGCGGCGCUCACCGCGCUCGCGAAGUUAUUGUCGCCAGAUGAUGGGGACCUGUCCGUCAGGCGCCGGGGAAGUCCCCGUUUACUUAGGAAAUUGCACGUGUGACAAAGGCGGCCGCCGGAGUGUGGUGGCCGCCGUGAAUAGAGGGAGGGCAGCCCGCAAGCACCUGAAACCGCCGCUUAAACUCACGCCGCUUCUACAAAGCGGAGCCUGGAGCGGCGGGAAACGGAGUUUUGGGGGGGUCUCGUCGUACCAGUCUCGUCCUGUGGGCUCGUCGCGAGGGGGAGGCGCAGGGGGGCGACCCGGGCGCGCCGUCACCCGGGCGCGUGCGGGGGGACCAGUGUCGGCAGCGGCCGGGGGCGGGCUGCUGCGCGGGACGUCGCUGUCCAACUCGUUUAGGAUGAGGCUGAUGUCUAACAAAGUACCAGUUGUGCAGCACCCACACCAUGUACACCCUCUCACGCCGCUUAUCACGUACAGCAAUGAGCACUUCACACCAGGAAACCCUCCUCCACACUUACCAGCCGACGUAGACCCCAAAACAGGAAUUCCAAGGCCUCCACAUCCUCCAGAUAUAUCUCCUUAUUAUCCGUUAUCACCGGGCACUGUAGGACAAAUCCCCCAUCCGCUAGGAUGGCAAGGUCAGCCCGUGUACCCGAUCACGACGGGGGGUUUCCGCCACCCUUACCCGACAGCCCUGACUGUCAAUGCUUCCAUGUCAAGGUUUCCUCCACACAUGGUCCCGCCACAUCAUAGUUUACAUACAACUGGAAUCCCUCAUCCGGCCAUAGUCACACCAACAGUCAAACAAGAAUCUUCCCAGAGCGACGUCGGCUCACUCCACAGCUCAAAACAUCAGGACUCCAAAAAAGAAGAAGAGAAAAAGAAGCCACACAUAAAGAAACCUCUUAAUGCUUUUAUGUUGUAUAUGAAGGAAAUGAGAGCAAAAGUUGUAGCAGAAUGCACAUUGAAAGAGAGCGCAGCCAUCAACCAAAUCCUCGGUCGGAGGUGGCACGCGUUAUCCAGAGAAGAACAAGCGAAAUACUAUGAACUAGCAAGAAAGGAGCGACAGCUUCAUAUGCAGCUGUACCCGGGCUGGUCUGCACGGGAUAACUAUGGAAAGAAGAAGAAGAGGAAAAGGGAUAAGCAGCCAGGAGAGACCAAUGAACACAGCGAAUGUUUCCUAAAUCCUUGCCUUUCACUUCCUCCGAUUACAGAUGCAAAUACUCCAAAGAAGUGUCGGGCAUUGUUCGGGCUUGACCGACAGAGUUUAUGGUGCAAACCAUGCAGGAGAAAAAAAAAGUGCGUUCGCUACAUACAAGGUGAAGGCAGCUGCGUCAGCCCACCCUCUUCAGAUGGAAGCUUACUAGACUCUCCUCCUUCCUCUCCCAACAUGCUGUCCUCCCCCCCCAGAGACUCGAAACCACAGACUGAACAAACGCAACCCCUCUCGCUCACGUUGAAGCCCGACCCGCUGGCCCACCUAGCGCAACCUUCGACGUCCUCCUUGCAUUCCCACAGCUCGCUGACAGGGACGCAACCGCAGCCGCUGUCCCUCGUAACCAAGUCUCUAGAAUAGCUUUAGCCUUUAGCCCUUUCUCUGGUG